Molecule: messenger RNA, 2328 nt
Organism: Argentina anserina (silverweed cinquefoil)
Lineage: Eukaryota; Viridiplantae; Streptophyta; Magnoliopsida; Rosales; Rosaceae
Product: pentatricopeptide repeat-containing protein At4g14820
Exons: 2
Coding region: 115-2301 (728 amino acids)
Molecular function (GO): zinc ion binding; protein binding
Source: RefSeq, a predicted model, not a curated record
CCGCAACAAAUCAUACUUCUGAAUUCUGAUUUCCCAACCAAUGCCGCCGCCAUAACCCACCCCUGAGAAAACCCGCUUCUCUUCCCUUCCACUUCUCCACUUACCAAACACACAAUGUCAACCCUACCCUGCACCACCCUAUCCCUCCCCCAUCCCCCAAACAACACCAGUUACACCACCACACCCACAACCCUCUUCAAAUCCCUCUCCUCCUCCACCAACCUCUCCCACCUCAAACAACUCCACGCCCAAAUCCUCAAAUCCCACCCCGACCCCUCCCACUCUCUCCUCUCCAGACUCCUCCUCUCCUCCCUCCCUCUCUCCCCUUCCCUGCACUACCCCCUCUCCCUCUUCCACCAACUCCCCAAUCCCCCUACCCACCUCUGCAACAAGCUCCUCCGCCACCUUUCCCGCUGCCGCCACCCCGAAAACGCCCUCUUUGUCUAUGAGAAAAUGAGGCAACAAGGCGUGUCUCUCGACCGCUUCAGCUUCCCGCCUUUGCUCAAGGCUGUGUCCAGAGUCUCGGCUCUGGCCGAGGGGGUCGAGAUUCAUGGGCUUGCCUGCAAGCUCGGGUUUGAUUCCGACCCCUUCGUGCAGACGGUUUUGGUUCGAAUGUAUGCUGCUUGUGGGAAGGUUAUGGAUGCACGGUUGGUGUUCGAUAAAAUGCCUAGCCCGGAUGUUGUUGCUUGGAAUAUUAUUAUUGAUGGGUACUGUCAGAGUGGGCAUUAUGAUAUUGCGUUCAACCUCUUUGAGGAGAUGAGGAAUUCGGAUGUGAAGCCGGAUGAGAUGAUUCUUUCUACCAUGCUUUCUGCCUGCGGCCGUGCCGGGAAGUUGAGUUAUGGGAAAGCAAUACACGAGUUCAUUGAGGAGAAUGAUAUUGUGGUCGACUCUCAUAUACUGAGUGCUCUUAUCGCCAUGUAUGCUGGAAGUGGUUCUAUGGAUUUGGCUCAGAAGUUGUUUGAGAAGACGUCGGCGAGAAAUUUUGUGGUUGCUACUGCUAUGGUCUCUGGGUAUUCGAAAGUAGGUCGGGUUGAAGAUGCACGCAAGAUUUUUGAUCAAAUUGUUCAGAAGGACUUGGUCUGUUGGAGUGCUAUGAUAUCUGGCUAUGCUGAAAGUGAUCAACCUCAAGAGGCACUUAGAUUAUUUUCUGAAAUGGAAGUUUCGGGAUUAAGGCCUGAGCCAGUCACCAUGUUGAGUGUCAUUUCAGCCUGUGCUCAUCUUGGUGCACUGGAUCAAGCUAUAUGGGUUCAUUUAUAUGUUGAUAAGAAUGGAUUCGGUGGAGCUUUAUCGAUCAACAAUGCUCUCAUUGAUAUGUAUGCGAAAUGUGGAAGCUUGGAAAGAGCAAGAGGGGUAUUUGAGAAAAUGCCAAGAAGAAAUGUGAUAUCUUGGACCACUAUGAUUAGUGCCUUUGCCAUGCAUGGCGAUGCUAGUAACGCACUCAAUUACUUCAGUCAAAUGAAAAUUGCCAAUGUAGAGCCUAAUGCGGUUACGUUUGUUGGAGUACUAUAUGCUUGUAGUCAUGCAGGGUUAGUUGAGGAGGGUCGACAGAUCUUUGCAUCAAUGGUGAAUGAAUUUAAUAUCAAUCCUAAACACAAGCACUAUGGUUGCAUGGUUGACCUCUAUGGCCGUGCAAAUCUCUUGAGAGAAGCUCUCGAGGUUAUAGAGACCAUGCCCCUGGCACCAAAUGUUGUCAUUUGGGGAUCUUUGAUGGCAGCCUGUCAGAUUCAUGGUGAGAUUGAAUUAGGAGAAUUUGCUGCAAAACAGGUUCUUGAGCUGGAACCUGAUCAUGAUGGAGCCCUCGUCUUCUUGUCCAACAUUUAUGCAAAAGAAAGAAGAUGGGAGGAUGCGGCUAUGGUGAGGAAAACAAUGAAAAAUAGUGGAAUUUCAAAGCAGAGGGGAUGCAGCAGGAUAGAACUAAAGAAUGAGGUACAUGAGUUUUUAAUGGCAGAUAGAAGUCAUGAACAAGCGGAUCAGAUCUAUGAGAAGUUAAACGAGGUAGUUAGCGAGGUGAAGCAAGUUGGCUAUAGUCCCAAUACAUGUAACGUUUUGGUUGAUAUAGAAGAGGAGGAAAAGAAGGAAUUGAUACUCUGGCAUAGUGAGAAGUUGGCUCUUUCUUUUGGUUUGAUAAGUUCAAAAAAAGAUUCUUGCAUUCGCAUUGUCAAGAAUCUCAGGAUUUGCCAAGAUUGCCAUACUUUCAUGAAGUUGGCUUCAAAGGUGUAUGACAGAGAAAUCAUUGUCAGAGAUAGGACCAGGUUUCACCAUUUCAAACACGGUUACUGUUAUUGUAAAGACUACUGGUAAAUUGUAUUCUUCAUAUGAUCAUAUCAA